AUGCUUUUCGUCCUGCCUUUAACACUUGCUUCCUCUCUUAUGCUCUUUUCAACUUGUAUCUUUGUCUUUCCCCUCCUUUUGUAUUCUUGCUAUCUCUUUUCUACUCUUUUCCUCGUUUACUUCCGCUUAAGUCCUUUUUUUCAUUCUUGCUAUCCUUUUCGUCCUCUCUUUCACACUUGCUACCCCUCUUAUGCUGUUUUCAAUUCGUAUCUUUGUCUUUCCUCUUUGGAAAUCUUGUUUUUUCUUUUCUACUCUUUUUCUUUUCGUUUACUACCACUUUUGUCCUCUUUUUCAUUCUUGCUAUCCUUUUUAUCUUCUAUUGAAAUCUCGCUCUAUGUCUCGUUGUUUCUCUCCUUCUCCUCUUUCUUCAAUCUAUCUAUCUAUCUAUCUAUCUAUCUAUAUCUAUCUAUCUAUCUAUCUAUCACCGACUUUUCAUUAUCUAUCUAUCUAUCGAUCGAUCGAUCGAUCGAUCUAUCUAUCUAUCAAUCUUUUCAUUAUCUAUCUAUCGAUAUAUAA
Molecule: messenger RNA, 516 nt
Organism: Acanthosepion pharaonis
Lineage: Eukaryota; Metazoa; Mollusca; Cephalopoda; Sepiida; Sepiidae
Source: the annotation of a GenBank genome assembly